AUGUCCGGUAUAGCGGGGUUCUACUAUACAUCGCACACCUGUCACCUGCUCGUGCAGCUACAAAGGGCUUCGGGAGCUGUAUGCGGCAUUUUGACUGUGCGGGUUGAUUCUUCGGGAGCUGUGUGCGGUACUUUGGCUGUGCGCUUGAUUCUUCGGUAG
This is a messenger RNA of Sclerotinia sclerotiorum 1980 UF-70, 159 nucleotides long. RefSeq lists its product with no specific name. The coding region runs from base 1 to 159 and encodes 52 amino acids. The record is from RefSeq and is a predicted model, not a curated record. Lineage: Eukaryota; Fungi; Ascomycota; Leotiomycetes; Helotiales; Sclerotiniaceae. The transcript is spliced from 3 exons.